Messenger RNA from Selaginella moellendorffii, 2089 nucleotides. RefSeq names its product protein SCAI. The record is from RefSeq and is a predicted model, not a curated record. Bases 336 to 2066 code for a protein of 576 amino acids. The transcript has 8 exons. Gene Ontology annotation, biological process: DNA-templated transcription. NCBI's taxonomy places the organism in Eukaryota, Viridiplantae, Streptophyta, Lycopodiopsida, Selaginellales, Selaginellaceae. Gene Ontology annotation, molecular function: transcription corepressor activity. Gene Ontology annotation, cellular component: nucleus.
UGCGAGACCACUGCCGCCACGAAAUACUCCAUUGUCUUUCGCGCUGACAUGAUAAACCCUAAAACUUCAAGCAAGGGUUUUUAUCUUUUACCUUGAAAGUUACCCAAGGUCAAAGAAUUUAUUUGGCGGAGGUUGGGGUUUUUGUUCUCCAGAGAGGAGAAGCGAGCAUUUUGUUUUUGGCGGUGACGAUGAAGGCGCGCGACAUAGGUGCCGCCGACAACGCCACCAGAGCGAUCGCCAGCGACGGCGCCACGGAAACAUCAUCAGCAGUGAGGUAUGGAUCGUGAUUUCGCUGCGCCGGCUGCUGCUACUGCUCGGCGGAAUCGAUUCCAUCCAUGGCGCUGUCCGUGUGUGAGGAGUACCGCGCGCUCGUCGACAAGGCCUACAACAAGUUCUCGCGGCUGCGAGAUUUCCCUCCCUACGGCCAGAACAAGUGGGAUUUCUACUUCCGCAAGGCAUUCCAGGUGUACACCAAGCUGUGGAAAUUCCAGCAGGAUAAUCGCCAGAAGCUCGUCGAGGCAGGGCUCAAGCGCUGGGAGAUUGGCGAGAUUGCCUCUCGGAUCGGGCAGCUCUACUACAUCUACUAUCUCCGCACGAGCGAUGCUACUUUCGUGAAAGAGUCUUACAUCUUCUACGAGGCCAUUCUCAGCCGUGAGUAUUUCAAGGAACCAGGCAAGGAUAUAACGCUCGCGAAUAAGCAGCUCAGAUACUUCGCUCGAUUCAUUGUCAUAUGUUUGCUACUUAACAGGUGGGAUAUGGUGAAUCGCCUUGUCAGGCAACUCCAUAUCCUCGUCGAGGACUACUCGAGCUCUUUCCAGAAUAGUGAUGUCAAGGAAUGGAAAACCGUCACGCAGGAGAUUGUCCGUUUUCUAAAGGCCGAUUCCUUGGCUGAGCUGAGCAGGCCUAUUCGAUACAUCUCGGCUCUCGAUGGUCAAGUUUCCUCCUUUCCUAGUGUCUCCAAGUUGGAGGGACACAAAGCUCUGAGGCUCAAGAAUGCUGUUCUCGUGAGCUAUUUCCAUAAUGAGGUGAAGUUCAGCGAGCUGACACUGGACAACUUUAGAAUGCUUCAAUGUUUGGAAUGGGAGCCUAGCGGGUCUUUCUAUCGCAUGAAGUCCGCGACGGAUUCAAAUGCUGGAGGGUUGCUUGCUCAGGAUAUAGCUGAUCCGACUCUUCCUGCCAACCCUCACAAAUACAUUCUAUAUCGUCCCAACAUUCACCAGCUGCUUAUGGUUUUAGCUACUGCUUGUGAGGAAGUGCCUCCAGACUCUGCAGUAUUGCUGUAUCUGUCAGCUGCAGGAAGAUCCCGUGCUGGUUCCCAUGACAGGAGCGGUGUUUCUACUCAAUUUUCAAAGGAGGCUUCAAGCACAGACUCAUCCCCCGAUCGCUCCGACGCUCUUUUAGAAGAGACUCCUGUUUCUGCCGGCAGUCCUAGGCGACGAGUUGAUGGAUCGACUGGCUUAUCGCUUGGACGACGAGGAAGCAACGUCUAUCCAGGCGACUUGCUUCCAUUUACAAGGAGGCCGCUGUUUAUCAUCGUCGACAGUGACGCUAGCAACAUAUUUGAGUCCUUGUGCGGUGACGAAAGAGGCGAGCCAGUGGUGUUACUUCUUUCGCCAACCGCAAAGCCAUACACGGCAAAGCACCCAGGUGCAGGCAGCACCUUCACCUUUUUCCUCACUGCGCCUUUGCAAGCCCUUUGCCAAAUGACAAAUGUGCGUGUCACUGAGCUCCAGCAGGGAAGUUACGAGCAGGCCGAAAAGAUGGUGUCGAGCACACUACUGGAAUUGGGAAACUUGCUGGCUUCUUCCGGUAGCCUCAACGUUGCCUGGGGACGUGUCUUGGGUGAUCCAUUCCUUCGUCAGCUCCUUUUCCGAUUCGUGUUUGCUCGCGCUUGCUACUCUUUGCAUCGACUGUACGUAGGAAAGAGCGAGUAUUAUCCUCGAUGCUUGCCGCCGCUACCAGAGGAGGUACUGCCAAGAUCUAGAGUGGUAGAAUUGAGCGUUUUACAGGUCGCGAGAUUGUUGUGCGUCGCGGACCAAUUUAUUUUCUCGGAGAACGGCUCGUAAGAAGAAAAGUUGGAUUGAUGAUC